UGAGUCGAUGACGGGAAAUUUAGUGGCCGGCCAGAAUCGUCGACGAGAAAUUCGGGGUCAAAGGGUUUCAUUUUAAACCGGAUUUCAUCUUCAUUUGGGCGUUGGUUUCAUUUCCCCAUAUCAUCAAUUUUGAAAUUGAAACUCAACACACACACUAGGCGGGGGGGCAGCAGCUACCGGAAACCACCUCCAGGUCUCUCUCUCUCUCUCUCCGUCCAUUUUUCAGCCGUUUCUAACUUGUUGAUUGAAGAUGGCAGAUGCUGAGGAUAUUCAGCCACUUGUCUGUGAUAAUGGGACAGGAAUGGUUAAGGCUGGAUUUGCUGGAGAUGAUGCUCCAAGAGCUGUGUUUCCUAGCAUUGUGGGUCGCCCACGUCACACCGGUGUGAUGGUUGGUAUGGGCCAGAAAGAUGCGUAUGUUGGAGAUGAGGCUCAGUCCAAGCGUGGUAUCUUAACUCUGAAGUACCCAAUUGAGCACGGAAUCGUGAGCAAUUGGGAUGACAUGGAAAAGAUAUGGCAUCACACCUUCUAUAAUGAACUCCGCGUGGCCCCAGAGGAGCACCCUGUUCUACUCACUGAAGCACCUCUCAACCCAAAGGCUAACCGUGAGAAAAUGACCCAAAUCAUGUUUGAAACCUUUAACGCUCCUGCUAUGUAUGUCGCCAUCCAGGCUGUUCUGUCUCUUUAUGCCAGCGGCCGCACAACUGGUAUCGUUUUGGAUUCUGGAGAUGGUGUGAGCCACACUGUCCCCAUCUACGAGGGGUACGCCCUUCCACAUGCUAUCCUACGUCUUGACUUAGCCGGUCGGGACCUAACUGAUGCUCUCAUGAAAAUCCUAACGGAGCGUGGUUACUCUUUCACCACAACAGCUGAGCGUGAAAUCGUGAGGGACAUGAAGGAGAAGCUAGCCUACAUAGCCCUAGACUACGAGCAAGAGUUGGAAACAUCCAAGACCAGCUCUUCCGUUGAGAAGAGCUAUGAGUUGCCCGAUGGGCAGGUGAUCACUAUUGGGGCUGAACGUUUCCGCUGCCCAGAAGUCCUUUUCCAGCCGUCCAUGAUUGGAAUGGAGGCUGCAGGCAUCCAUGAGACCACGUACAAUUCCAUCAUGAAGUGUGACGUGGAUAUUAGGAAGGAUCUUUACGGAAACAUCGUUCUUAGUGGUGGGUCCACCAUGUUCCCGGGAAUUGCUGAUAGAAUGAGCAAGGAAAUUACUGCAUUGGCCCCGAGCAGCAUGAAAAUAAAGGUGGUGGCUCCACCAGAGAGGAAGUACAGUGUUUGGAUCGGAGGCUCCAUCCUCGCAUCCCUUAGUACCUUCCAGCAGAUGUGGAUUGCAAAGGCAGAGUAUGAUGAAUCUGGACCGUCCAUUGUGCACAGGAAAUGCUUCUAAUUAUUCGGGAUGAGAUGCGAGAAGGAAAUAUGAUGUCCUGUUUCUUGGAGGAACCUGCUGCUUGCAUGUUCGAAACUCUAACACUGCUUUUUGUUCAACUUCCAUGUCAUUUUGCUGUUGGAAACAUCGACCUCAACCAUCUUGAGGUGGAGGGAUGGCAAUCGGAUUCUUGCAUUAUCAUGUUUUUGUGACUUUUUUUUCCCCUUGAAUGCUAGUAAUUCAAUUAUUAUCAGCAAGUUACCAUUAAUUCUGCCUUUUUUCCAUUUGUAUGCUCCAAGUCCCCAUUUGUUUGUCCGCUUUUAGACCUUAAAAUGUCCAAACUAUUUGUUCAAGAUGAAUCGAAUUUUCCUUUUAUCC
Rhododendron vialii is the source of this 1741-nucleotide messenger RNA. RefSeq names its product actin. The coding region runs from base 251 to 1384 and encodes 377 amino acids. Gene Ontology annotation, cellular component: cytoplasm. NCBI's taxonomy places the organism in Eukaryota, Viridiplantae, Streptophyta, Magnoliopsida, Ericales, Ericaceae. The transcript has 5 exons. The record is from RefSeq and is a predicted model, not a curated record.